Molecule: messenger RNA, 3658 nt
Organism: Drosophila guanche
Lineage: Eukaryota; Metazoa; Arthropoda; Insecta; Diptera; Drosophilidae
Product: importin-4
Exons: 8
Coding region: 107-3349 (1080 amino acids)
Biological process (GO): protein import into nucleus
Cellular component (GO): cytoplasm; nucleus
Molecular function (GO): small GTPase binding; nuclear import signal receptor activity
Source: RefSeq, a predicted model, not a curated record
GACGGCGGCAUUAAUCGACAUAAGCAGGCGUGUGCUCAGUCUCAGUUAAUUUAAUCCUUAAAUUUAAUAUAUUGAGUAAACGAGAGAAAAAAUUCACAAGUAUACAAUGGAGGCGGCAUUGGAUGAAAUAAUUGCCGGUCUGAUGUGCACAGAAACCAAACGUAUACACGAGAGUACCGCAGCUUUGAGCAAGGCGUUCGAGAAUCCCGAGGCCCUGCCAGUGCUCUGCCAAAUGCUAGUCUCGAAUCGCGAGACACAGGCGCGCCACUUGGCAGUUGUGCUGGUGAACAAGCGUCUCCUGAAGCUGCGCAACUGGCAGAUGGUGCCGCCCGAGCAUCAGGAAGGCAUUAAGGCUUGCAUGCUCCAGGCGUUGAUAAGGGAGAAGGAGAAGGGCGUGAAAACUGCCAUUGCCCAGGUUAUUGGGACUCUAGUGCGUCAUGAGGCGGACAAAAAGGACUCGUGGUUGGCCGAAUUGCUGACCUUCAUUUUCCAACGCUGCAGCAUGGCCGAUCCCAAAGAGAGCGAACUGGGCUCGUCCAUCUUCGCCACGUUGACCGACUCCGCGCCAGAUCAGUUGGUCAGCCAAAUGUCGGAGAUCUGUCAGCUCUUCUCGAGUGUGCUGAACACCGCCCAGGCCAAUGGAGACAUGGCCACCCCCACUGUGGCCAAUAUGAUGGAGGGAAUGUGCUCCCUGAUUCCAUUCAUUGUCGGCCACACAAGCGCAGAGCAGACGGUGGCCAAGGUCGUCCCACUGAUGGUCUUUGCACUCCAGGCCUUUGUCCAAAAGGGAGUCGUAGCAGAAUUCACCACCGCAUUUGAGAUCAUAGACUCGCUGGCCGAGUAUGUGCCGAAACUGUUGAAUAAUUACAUCAAGCUGUUGGUUGACUUCUGCCUGGCGGCGCUGGGCAACAAGGAGAUCGAUGAUCAGAUUCGUAUUCUGGUGGUCACCUUCGUGGGUCGCAUGAUCCGUGUCAAGAAGAAGGCAAUCGUCAAGCAGAAGCUCCUGGAACCCAUCCUGCUCGUCGUCUUCGAGAUGAUGUGCUGUGAAUACGACAACGAUGAUGAGGACGAAUACUUCUCGGGGACCAGCAACACUCCCAUGACUGCGGCCUCUCAAACCCUCGAUGUGAUGGCUCUCCAGAUGUCGCCAGAGAAGCUGAUUCCACCACUGUUGCAGAUUCUCGAGCCUGCUCUGCAAAACCCGGACCCACUGCGCCGUCGCGCCGCAUUCAUGUCCAUGGCCCUCAUUUCCGAGGGCUGUUCGGAGGCCAUUAAACGGAAGUACCUUGAAGUUAUGCUGAACAUCAUCAAGGGCGGCAUCAUCGAUCAGGAUCCAUCUGUGCGCAACGCAGCCUUCUUUGCCCUGGGCCAGUUCUCGGAGUUUAUGCAGCCCGAAAUAUCCAAAUUCGCACCACAGAUUCUGCCCGUGCUGUUUGAGUUUCUCCAACAACUGGUUGCCGAGCUGCAGAGGGGCCAGCCAGAGCCCACCCACAUGGAUCGCAUGUUCUAUGCCCUGGAUGUAUUCUGCGAGAACCUCGAGGAGGAGAUUGUACCACAUCUGCCGGUGCUGAUGGCUCGUCUAUUCGAGUGCAUGGAUCAACAGAACUCGAUUCACAUUCGACAGCUCGCCCUGUCCACCAUCUCGUCGGUGGCCACCGCUUCGAAGGCGAAUUUGGUGCCGUAUUUUAAUCCCAUUGUGGACAUACUGAAGAACUAUCUGGUGAACGAUUGUGCCGUUGAGCUGAAUGAGCUGCGCAUUCAGUCCAUCGAUACACUGGCCGCGAUCACCCGAACGGUGGGCAAGGAGAACUUUAUGCACCUCGUCCAAGACACGAUGAACUAUUGCACGAAUAUGCUGGAGAAGGGCCCUGACGAUCCGGACCUGAGACGUGCCAUCUACUCUCUCAUUGGAGCCCUGUCUGUCGUUAUCACAGACAAUAUGACAUCCAUCUUCCCGAAGGUGAUCGAACGCCUGAUCCAGUCGGUCGUAUCGACCGAGGAUACGCUGGUAAAGGUGCGCGAGGACUCGCCCACCGGCGGCCUCCUGACCGAAAUCGACUUGGGCGACACCGACAACGAGGACGAUGAUGACGACGAUAUUGGAGACUAUCAAGUGGAGAACGACUACGUCUUUGAGAAGGAGGAGGCCAUAAUGACGCUCAAGGAGUUCGCUAAGAAUUCGAGCACCGCCUUUGCCCCCUACCUGACAAUGGUGUUCGAGGAGGUGUACAAGACCAUUGAUCACGGCCAGGAUGUUGUCCGCAAGGCAGCCAUUGCGGCGCUCUGCGCAUUCGUCGUUACCCUCCACAAGAUGAACGACGUAGACGGAGUAAAGCGCGCAUGCACUAUCCUCAUUCCCAAGUUUGUUUCGCUGGUAAAGAACGACGAGGAGCAGGGUGUCGUCUGUCAAGUCCUCGAAGAUCUUGGUGACCUGUUCAAGGACGUUGGAAGGGCGGCGUUGCCGACGCCUGAUCUUGCCGAGGCGGUCAUUGGAUGCAUUAAAGACGUGCUGCUUAACAACACAGCCUGUCAGUUCAAUGAGCCGAGUGGCGGCGGCGACGAGGAGGAGGCCGAUGAAAGCGAGUACGAUGAGGCACUCAUCGAGAGUGCUGGCAACCUGGUGGCAAUGAUUGGCCACUCCCUGGAACCUGAGACAUACUCCCUGUACUUUGGGCGCAUGUACACUUUCUUCUUGACCAAGCUGGAAAAGGCAAAGAAGAACGACGAUCCAGAUCAGCGUUCCUUCAUCUAUGGCGUCCUGGCCGAAUGCUUCCAGUCGUUGGGCCUUUGUGUGGUCAUCUACUUCGAUUCGCUCUGUCCCGUGUUGCUGGCGGGCACCACCGACUCGUACGCCAAGUCACGUCAGAACAGCUACUUCGGCCUGGGCGAGCUGGUCUAUCACGCAGAAGAGAAGUCCUUCGACUCGUUUGGUGUGAUUUUACAGGCCCUGUCUGAGGCUAUCGCCAAGGAGCAGAAUGCUCCUGCCUUGGACAAUAUCUGCGGCGCUGUGUCGCGCCUGAUCAUAACCAAUCACAACAUGGUGCCCCUGGAUCAUGUGCUGCCCGUUUUCAUGUCCAGUCUGCCCCUGCGCGAGGACACUGAAGAGAAUGACGUUGUGCUGAAGGCAUUCCGAAUGCUCUACCAGAAUGCGCGUCCCAGCAUUGCCAACCACAUUGAGCAGAUGCUGAACGUCUUGUUGCACGUGCUGUUCAAGCGCGAGUUUAGCGACGAUGAGAUGGCCGCCAACAUGGCUGCCUUUGUGAAGGAGAUCCGCAACGACUAUCCCGGUCACUUUAACAACGUGGCCAACUCGAGUCCGAAUUUGUGCGCCUUCGUGCAGUCCCUCUAAGCAGCGUCAGCAGCAGCAGCAGCCCCAAUGUCAGACCUCUCAACUAUUACUAGCUCAUACACAUUCGUGGCAGUUUUACGCCAAAAUCUCAAAUUAUUUAGUCAGCAAACAUCCCACAAUCUGUCCAUGAUGUGGUCGAAGUUGAAACAAAAUUAUACACACAGUAUGGAUCAUUUAAACUCUCGAAGAAGUCAAUCCCUCAGAGAGAUACACGGAUGCACGGUACGAGCUAAUGAAAUGUUUUCUAAUUUAUAAUUGCAAAGCGAUAUGAAUAGUCUGAAAUAAAUUAAACGAAUCAAUGAAAACUAA